Molecule: messenger RNA, 7134 nt
Organism: Oncorhynchus mykiss (rainbow trout)
Lineage: Eukaryota; Metazoa; Chordata; Actinopteri; Salmoniformes; Salmonidae
Product: solute carrier family 12 member 5
Biological process (GO): chemical synaptic transmission; cell volume homeostasis; chloride ion homeostasis
Cellular component (GO): plasma membrane
Molecular function (GO): potassium:chloride symporter activity
Source: RefSeq, a predicted model, not a curated record
CUCCAUCAUCAGCUAUACCCUACAGCCUGUCUCACUCUCCUUAUCCUCCUCCUGAAAAGAGAGAGAUCACGCAACACGCCAGGGAAAAGACGACAAGAAGUGUAGGAGAGAAAAAAAUCUGCAGAGGCAAAGACUCUCCUCUCUACACUGCUCUUUUUCUGAGCGUGAGAGGGAAGGGAAGAGGGAGAGACAGGAAGGCAGUGAGCCGCAGAAAUAAAAAAGGUGCUUCUUGUCAUUCGUGCUGCUUUCCCUGCUGUGGCUCCAACCCACAGAGCUCUGGUUGUCAGCCAGCAAAGAGCAGAGCGCUAGCGCAGUAGCAGUGUCUCUCUCUCCACAGAAAGCAGCCUGAGGAAGAGAGGAUGCUAAACAACUUGACAGACACCGAGGAGGGAGAGGGGGGACCCAACUGCCAGGGUGAUGGGAACCCCAAGGAGAGCAGUCCCUUCAUCAACAGCAGCAGUGCCAGCGACGUGGAGAAGAGCCAGCAGUACAAUGGCAAGAAUAUGGCCCUGUUUGAGGAGGAGAUGGACAACAGUCCCAUGGUGUCGUCCAUACUCAGCAGUCUGGCCAACUACUCCAACCUGCCUCAGGGCAGCAAAGAGCACGAGGAGGCCGAGAACGAGGAGGGGGCGGCUCCGUCCAAAAAAAAACCUGCUGUCAAGGCACCAUCGCUGGGCACUCUGAUGGGGGUGUACCUGCCCUGCAUCCAGAAUAUCUUUGGUGUGAUCCUGUUCCUGCGGAUGACCUGGAUGGUGGGCAUAGGAGGGGUCUUUGGCUCCUUCAUCAUCGUCUUCAUGUGCUGCUCCACGACCAUGCUGACAGCUAUCUCCAUGAGUGCCAUCGCAACAAAUGGAGUGGUGCCAGCCGGAGGCUCCUACUACAUGAUCUCCCGUUCCCUUGGCCCUGAGUUUGGCGGAGCUGUCGGAAUUUGCUUCUACCUAGGAACUACUUUUGCAGGUGCAAUGUACAUCCUUGGUGCCAUCGAACUUCUGCUGAUCUACAUCCUCCCCCAGGCAGCCAUUUUUAAGAUGGAGGGUCUGGAGGGUGCUGAUAUGGAGGCAGCGAUGCUGAACAACAUGCGUGUAUACGGCACCAUUGUGCUCAGUUUCAUGGCCACGGUGGUGUUUGUGGGGGUCAAAUAUGUCAACAAGCUGGCUCUGGUCUUCCUGGCCUGCGUCAUUCUGUCCAUCCUGGCUGUCUAUGCUGGGGUCAUCAAGACGGCCUUUGAACCCCCUGUUUUCCCCGUGUGUAUCCUGGGGAACCGUACUCUGAUCUCCAAGGGAUUUGACGUUUGUGCCAAGGUCAUUGAGCGGGACAACGGCACAGUCACCACCAAACUGUGGAAGAUUUUCUGUGACUCCGAGUUCCUCAAUGCUACCUGUGACGAAUACUUUGCAAACAACAAUGUCUCUGAGAUCCAGGGUAUCCCAGGGGUCAGCAGUGGUAUACUGGCUGAGAAUCUGUUUGGUUACUAUCUGGAGAAGGGAGACUUCUUGGAGAAGCGGGGGAUCUCUGCCAUGCAGGACCCUGAAGCUGUCAUCACCAACUCCAACCGUUACGUCCUGGCUGACAUCACCAGCUUCUUCACCCUACUGGUGGGGAUCUACUUCCCCUCCGUCACAGGCAUCAUGGCUGGCUCUAACCGCUCUGGAGACCUGCGUGAUGCCCAGAAGUCCAUCCCCAUAGGCACCAUAGCAGCCAUCACCACGACUUCUAUAGUGUACAUGUCUGCAGUGGUCCUGUUUGGGGCCUGUAUUGAAGGGGUGGUCCUGAGGGACAAGUUUGGUGAGGGGGUGGACGGUAACCUUGUGAUUGGUACGUUGGCUUGGCCGUCACCAUGGGUCAUCGUGAUUGGAUCCUUCUUCUCCACCUGUGGGGCUGGGCUUCAGAGUUUGACUGGAGCGCCACGCCUCCUGCAGGCCAUUUCUCGCGAUAGCGUCAUCCCUUUUCUUAAAGUGUUUGGGCAUGGCAAGGCCAACGGAGAGCCUACCUGGGCCCUGCUUCUCACAGCUAGUAUCUGUGAGAUCGGCAUCAUCAUCGCAUCUCUGGACGCUGUUGCCCCCAUCCUCUCCAUGUUCUUCUUGAUGUGCUACAUGUUUGUCAACCUGGCCUGUGCCCUGCAGACUCUGCUGAGAACCCCCAACUGGAGGCCGCGCUUCAAGUUCUACCACUGGGCUCUCUCCUUCCUGGGCAUGAGCUUGUGUCUGUCACUCAUGUUCAUCUGUUCCUGGUACUACGCCAUUGUUGCCAUGGUGAUCGCUACCUGCAUCUACAAAUACAUUGAGUUCGCUGGGGCGGAGAAGGAAUGGGGAGAUGGUAUACGUGGCAUCUCGCUCAGCGCUGCUCGCUUUGCCCUCAUGAGGCUGGAGGAGGGACCGCCUCACACCAAGAACUGGAGGCCUCAGAUCAUGGUCCUGGUGAGCGUGGAUGCAGAACAUAAUGUAGAGCAGCCCCGUCUGCUGUCCCUGACCAAUCAGCUGAAAGCAGGAAAAGGCCUGACCAUUGUGGGCACCUCGGUGGUGGGCACAUACCUGAACAACCAUGCAGAGGCCCAGCAGGCAGACCAGUCUCUGAGGAAGUUGAUGGAGACAGAGAAGGUGAAGGGCUUCUCCCAGGUGGUGAUCUCCUCCAACCUGAGGGAUGGAACCUCCCACCUGAUCCAGGUCGGGGGGCUGGGAGGCCUGAAGCACAACACUGUGCUGGUCAGCUGGCCACGCACCUGGAAACAAGCUGAGGACAACCUGCGCUUCAGAAACUUCAUUGAGGUGGUUAGGGAGACGACUGCAGCCAGCAUGGCCCUGCUGGUCCCUAAGAACAUUGCUGCCUACCCGUCCAAUGGAGAGCGCUUCACUGAAGGCCAUAUUGAUGUGUGGUGGAUUGUCCAUGAUGGAGGCAUGCUGAUGCUGUUGCCCUUCCUUCUGCGCCAGCACAAGGUGUGGAGGAAGUGUAAGAUGCGCAUCUUCACCGUGGCCCAGAUGGAUGACAACAGCAUCCAAAUGAAGAAAGACCUGAUCACCUUCCUGUAUCACCUGCGUAUCGAUGCCGAGGUCGAGGUGGUGGAAAUGCAUGACAGUGACAUCUCAGCCUAUACAUAUGAGAAGACUUUAGUGAUGGAGCAGCGCUCCCAGAUCCUCAAACAGAUGCACCUCACCAAAAACGAGAUGGAGAGAGAGAUCCAGAGCAUCACUGAUUCAUCCCGUGGUUCUAUCCGUCGUAAGAACCCGUCUAACCUGCGGUCUCAGCAGAGCAGUGGGGAGCCGGCUGGAGUCAGCGUGGAAGAGAAACCGGAGGAGGAGGUGCAGCUGAUCCACAAUAAGAACGCAACCCCCACCAGCCCAACGUCCCCCAUCACGCCUGCAGGGGGAGUUGCCACCCCCGGGUCGGAGGUGCAGAUGACCUGGACAGACAAGGCUGAGCACCAGGCCGCAGCAGCCCACCCAGAGCAGGGCGGGGUCAAAGACAUCUUCAACAUGAAGCCGGAGUGGGAGAGCCUGAACCAGUCCAACGUGAGGCGCAUGCACACAGCUCUGAGGCUCAACGAGGUCAUCAUGAAGAAGUCCAAGGAUGCCAAACUGGUUCUGCUGAACAUGCCCGGACCACCCAAGAACCACAUGGGAGAGGAAAAUUAUAUGGAGUUCCUCGAGGUCCUCACCGAGGGUCUCAACCGGGUCCUCCUAGUACGUGGGGGUGGACGUGAGGUCAUCACCAUCUACUCCUGAGAAAACAACCUCAAAUCAAAACAUCAACCCCCCCACCACCCACUCACCUAGCAUCUUAAUGGUUUAUGGCCCCUGCUUCUAUUCCCCCUACACUUUUACAUUUUUCCAUUCCCCCUACACAUCCCUCACAUCCCACUAACCCCUCCCCAGACACACACACACACACACUCAUAACAUAUCAGCUCACUUUGCACCACGUAGUUAGUACCCCCCCCCCCCGAGCCCCCUAAAGGCACUGGCUGAAUUCUCUUUUACUAUCAGUCACUCCUCCCAUCAUCUAGAAAGCUGUGGCAUCAACCUGUUAUUUUAUGGCUAUCAGAUCACUAGAUGCCAAAUGGCACAUGAGUUUCUCCUUAUACUGAGGAGUGGACAUAUCCCAAAGACAAAUUAUUCCCCAAACUAAAAGUAAUUUCUGUUUGGCAGCGCCAAUGUCUUUUUUCUGUUUGUCCUUGUGUUUUUUUCUACCUGUCUGUCAAUAUUGUUGCUUUUCUUCUUCUUUUUGUAGGGAUGUGGGUUACUUGCAAGAGAGGGAUUGAUAUCUUCUCAUUGCUGGUCUAUUUUAUUUCUUACUUUUAUUUAUUAAUCUGUUCCAGUGUUUAGAGGAUACACUUCAUAUCUUUUUCUCUUUUUGUUGUUGUGCGUUAGUUGUUUUAAUGUAAUGUACGAUAUGAUGUGUUGAGGGAAGGGGAUGGGUUGAGAAUUCAUCAAUCAUCAUCAGCAUGUCUUCCUAUCGAUUUUCACCUUGGGGACAAGGUCAGUUGACGAAUCCUGGGCAGCAGCACAGUCUAUAUCAAUUUGAAGGAAGGAAGGAUAACUGCAUGCAUAGGCACAGCACACAGUGACGUGUGGAGGAGACAGGCAAACUGCUACUAGGAUGCUGUUGUCAGGAUUGAGGUCAACUUCAUACCAGUCAGUUCACAGAUGGGAGUUGAAAUGUAAUCAAUGAAUUGAAUGGAUUACAUUUCUCAUUGAACUCACUGAAUUCUGAUGGUUGGUGUUGAUUACUGUAAAUAGUGUGCUUUGUCCUAUCAUUUAAUACAUACUAUUACCAGCUGCACCUGAUGCUCCUCCUGAUCAGUGACUAGUGCUGACAAGACUUUUAGGUGGCAUAAACUAUUGUUAUUACAGUUAUACAACUGUAAGGAGAAACCCUGAAAUGUAUUGAUAUAAAGUAGAUAUGGAUGUCAAGAAACUACUGUGUUAUAAUCUAAAACAAAAGUCCAUGUGUUUGAAACUAUAUUAUCAAACGGCAACAAUUUUAAUAUAUUACCAUGUAGUCUACAUUAGAACAUGUAAAUUGCUAAUUUAGAGACACUCAUAAACAUAUAAUGUUUGUGAUACACUGAUAUAUUUUAGUAAAUACCUCUGUUUUACUUUGUCAUCAUUUGGUUUACACUAAUUCCAGUCUAGAAAUGUGAAUUCUACAAUUCUUGCCAAAUACAAAUAUACAAAUUGUGCCAUAGGACAAUAAAUAACUUUUUGAUACAAACCUAUUUUUAGUACAAAGGCAAAACUGUGUAGUGAAUGAACAAACUAUGCUUUAGAUGGAAAUUAGCAGUGAAAUUACAACUGGUUUGAAUGGAUAUUUUUGAAGCCAGCGCAAAUAUUCACAACCUUGGACUAGAAUGGGAAGAAACGAUUUAUUGUCAGUGUGGCACAGCUAUUUAUUUGCGAAAUAUAAUAUGACUGUGAAUCCCUAUGUUCUGCAUAUUUACAAGGGUAUGUCUAAAGAAUCUACCCUGGAAUAAUACAUGAAUCAUAUUCAUUAUUUUUGUAAGCAAAUAUUAUACAGAUAUAUGUACAUACAGGUCGACCUCAUAUUUGCAAGUAUUUAACAUGUUAGUUUCUGUGCACUGGAUGGCACUGUUGAACACGUGAUAGAAAUAUAGGGUAUAUGAUAUACAUUUGUAUGAUAUUGUUUUCGGAAGAAAAUGAUUUAAUUCAAUUUACUGAAUAGUUUACGUAAAAACAAUAUAUUUUGUGUGUGAUGAACACUGUAUUCUGUGAAGGAUAUUCUUAAUCUAACAUAUUAGGACAUAUUAUAGAUGUUCUAAAAACAAUUAAAGCUGCUAUUCUGAUUCAUGUGUAAAUAUUGAACCAAAAAUAAAAAUUUAAGAAGUCUAUUAAUCAGAUUGGGUACUAGGAAGGGUAUACAGGGUUUGAGUUACUUGGGUAGCAAGGCAGGGAUGUUUGACACUAGUCAGUGGUUUUCAACACUGUCCUUGAGGUUCAACAGUCAGCUACAGUUUGCUCCAACAAAUCACAUAGUUCAUGAAGUUAUUGACCUGGACAUGACGCUGUUUUCUUUGUGAAAAGAUCUGAAAAAAAAUCAUAGCUGACAUUAGUCAAUCAACAUCUCCACUGAGCAUUGUUUAGUUGGAGAAAAUGUAGCCACAAAACAACAUUUUGAACUUGUUAUUGAAAGGCAGGUCUAAGGGCAGAUGAAAAUAUAUACAUACAAUCCUUCAUGGAGUUUAUUUGAGAUAUUAUUAAAUAUUCGGUUGUUACCCAAAUAUAUUUUAAAAUAUGCUGAAAUCAGUAAGAGGACAGACCUACUUAGGUGUUUGACUGGUCCCAUAGAUACCAGUAAGACACUCCGUGUUUGUUGACAGCUCUAAGCUGAGUGAGAGGUGAUGAGGUUUGGGGUUAGAUAGUGGUAGAUAGUUAUCCUCAGUCAGCACACUUUUUACGUGGCACACAAAUACUACAGAAAAACAAAAUAAUAUAAUCUUGGAAAUAUUUAACUAUACAAUCUAUAAUAGUAUUGAAGUAAAAUAAAAAAUACUAUAACAUAUAUACAGUAACUGGACAUAUGAAUAUGAUAUGACUUGUUUAAAAGUUGAUGGUUGAAAACAAUGUAUUUUUUUAUAUUCCUGUUGGCAUGGUGUUUGUAACAGUAGUUGCAUAUAUCCUUUUAGACAGGAGUUGGUUAGUUGUCAUUGAGGACAAGACACGUAGCUCACAGUUGUGUCACUUUUCUUCUCACUUUUUUGUUGAUAAAUUAAUGGGUGAAGAAAAUUGUCCAAAGUUUAUCUUUUGAGUUCAAAAUAGGUAGUUGAUAUGUCUCAGAUAUCCCAGACCUAGGGCAAGAGCUGGAACAUUGUUUACAUUGUGGGAGGCAACCUGUUUGCCUAGGGAAACUAGUAAUUGAGUCAAUAUGUUCGGCCUCAGUCAUCAUUUAACUACAGAAAACAUGAAAAGAUAUGGAGAUUUGGAGCUGUGGAUUAUGAUUUGAGUGUUAAAACUCUGGUAUAUAUGCAAUACAAACCUACUGUAAACCUAAAACAUACUGCUGUUCAAAAGUUUGGGGUCACUAAGAAAUGUCUUUGUUUUUGAAAGAAAUUCACAUUUUUUUGUCCAUUAAAAUAACAUAAAAUUGAUCUAAAUACAGUGUAGACAUUGUUAAUGUUGUAAA